UUUUAUAAAAGCUUGGAAGCUAUAAAAUCUUAAUUUCCUUCCAAUGUGGUUCUUAACAGGUGAAAAGAGAAGUAGUGCAGAGACAGCUCUCAAGAAUGGCGCAGUUAACGUGCAUUGACUUAGGGGACAUCUCUGAUAGAAUGGACUCCCGAAGCAUUAUUCUCUAACUAUCCCUACAGGAUGGAAGAAGUUAGUGUAAUCCAGCAUUCCUGCUGAGUAUAAAACUUACUGCCACCUCUGAUCUUUGAAGAGAGAUUUAUCGCUUCCUGUGGCAAUACUGAAUACUCAAAGAGUGAGUUCUGACCUCAGGAGCUGCAUGAAGAAUAGCCAGCAUGAAGAGAACAAAUCAGUCCAGGCAGAAGUGCAGAAGCGUCGAGAACAUAAAUCAGGAAGGUGAAAUGGAAGGUGAGGCAGUCGACGCUAUUGUGGAGGAAUCAGAAACUUUCAUUAAGGGAAAAGAGAGGAAAACUUAUCAAAGACGCCGUGAAGGUGGGCAAGAGGAUGAUGCUUGUCACAUACCAGCAAACCAAGCAGAUGGAGGUGAAGUGGUGCAGGAUGUCAGCAGUGGGGUGCAGAUGGUGAUGAUGGAUCAGCUGGAUCCAACUCUUCUUCAAAUGAAGACCGAAGUAAUGGAAGGUGCAGUGCCUCAAGAAACUGAGGCUACUGUGGAUGACACACAGAUCAUAACACUUCAGGUUGUUAAUAUGGAAGAGCAGCCUAUAAACCUUGGUGAGCUUCAGCUGGUCCAAGUACCUGUACCAGUGACUGUACCUGUUGCCACCACAUCUGUGGAAGAACUGCAGGGAGCUUAUGAAAAUGAGGUUUCCAAAGGAGGCCUGCAGGAGGGGGAGCCCAUGAUCUGUCACACCCUCCCUUUACCAGAAGGCUUCCAAGUCGUGAAAGUGGGUGCAAAUGGUGAGGUGGAGACACUGGAACAAGGUGAACUUCAGCCACAGGAAGAUCCCAAUUGGCAAAAAGAUCCAGACUAUCAGCCACCAGCCAAAAAAACAAAGAAAAACAAAAAGAGUAAGCUUCGCUACACUGAGGAAGGCAAAGAUGUGGAUGUCUCUGUAUAUGACUUUGAAGAGGAGCAGCAGGAGGGUUUGUUGUCCGAGGUUAAUGCAGAAAAGGUGGUGGGCAAUAUGAAACCACCAAAACCAACAAAAAUUAAAAAGAAAGGUGUAAAGAAGACAUUCCAGUGUGAACUGUGCAGUUACACUUGUCCGCGUCGUUCCAACUUGGACCGCCACAUGAAAAGCCACACCGAUGAAAGACCACACAAGUGCCAUCUCUGUGGCAGGGCUUUCCGGACAGUCACAUUGCUGAGGAACCACCUCAACACUCACACAGGUACUCGCCCUCACAAGUGCCCAGACUGCGACAUGGCCUUUGUGACCAGUGGAGAGUUGGUUCGGCAUCGCCGCUACAAACACACCCACGAGAAACCAUUCAAAUGUUCCAUGUGUGACUAUGCCAGUGUGGAGGUUAGCAAAUUGAAACGCCACAUCCGCUCGCACACCGGAGAGCGCCCGUUCCAGUGCAGCCUGUGCAGCUAUGCCAGCAGAGACACCUACAAACUGAAGAGGCACAUGAGGACCCACUCCGGAGAGAAGCCAUAUGAAUGUUACAUCUGCCACGCUCGCUUCACUCAGAGCGGUACCAUGAAGAUGCACAUUUUGCAGAAGCACACGGAGAAUGUGGCCAAAUUCCACUGCCCUCACUGUGAUACUGUUAUAGCGAGAAAGAGUGACCUGGGUGUCCACUUGCGGAAGCAGCAUUCCUACAUUGAGCAGGGCAAGAAGUGUCGCUACUGUGACGCUGUGUUCCAUGAGAGGUAUGCCCUCAUCCAGCAUCAAAAGUCCCACAAGAAUGAGAAGCGCUUCAAGUGUGACCAGUGUGAUUAUGCCUGCAGACAGGAGCGGCACAUGGUCAUGCACAAACGGACCCAUACUGGAGAAAAGCCUUAUGCCUGUAGCCAUUGUGAUAAAACCUUCCGCCAGAAGCAGCUCCUCGACAUGCACUUCAAGAGAUACCACGAUCCCAACUUUGUCCCUGCUGCCUUUGUCUGCUCCAAGUGUGGCAAAACGUUCACUCGCAGGAACACAAUGGCCAGACAUGCUGAUAACUGCUCUGGCCUAGAUGGUGGGGAAGGAGAGAAUGGAGGAGAGACAAAGAAAGGCAAACGUGGCCGAAAGAGAAAGAUGCGUUCCAAGAAAGAAGAUUCUUCUGAUAGUGAGGAAAAUGCUGAACCAGAUUUGGAUGAUAAUGAAGAUGAGGAGGAGACAGCAGUAGAAAUUGAGGCUGAACCAGAAGUUGAGCAAGAGGCUCCUGCACCACCUCCCAGUAAGAAAAGAAGAGGAAGACCACCAGGCAAAGCUGCCGCUCAACCAAAACAAUCCCAGCCUGCAGCAAUCAUUCAGGUUGAAGACCAGAACACUGGUGAAAUUGAAAAUAUUAUAGUUGAAGUGAAGAAAGAACCUGAUGCAGAAACAGCAGAGGAAGAGGAAGAAGCUCAGCCUGCUGUAGUGGAAGCUCCCAACGGAGACCUCACCCCUGAGAUGAUUCUCAGCAUGAUGGACCGGUGAUGGAGGAAGACCACGUUGGCUGACUGAACUGGCCUGGGCUGUGUUUAAGCGGCUCAAAUCUAUUUUUUUUUUCCUUUAAUCUUUUUUCUUGGCUUUGGGAAAUGCAUCAUUUUAGACCAUUUUACCAAACAUACUGGGAAUUUAAAAAAAAAAAAAAGAUGUUAGAAUGUGAUUUAACUAGAACUUGCUGUUUUAUGUUAGCAUUACAGGAUCAUGGAACAUUAGGAAAUAUUUUGGAGUCCUUGAGGGUUUCCUCUGAAAUGCUUGAUUUAGUUUUGCUCUAAACUGCAUUGUAAAGCUGGUCCAAGGGCCGUGUUUACAUGCACCAGGUUUUAAUAUACAAAAGUGGAAGCCUUGACUAGAGUAUGUGGAAAACCACUCCGGACUUGCCCUUCCAGUUCCCAGAGUCCUUGAGCCUCUUCUCUCAGUAGUGUUUUUAACUGUAAAUGCAGACUUGGGAGGGUUCUAGACUUUUGAAAUGUUUUUUUGGUUGUUUUUUUGUUUUUUGUUUUUGCUUUCUCCCACUGAAUAGCUCCGGUUCUCCAAGUCGGCUGCACAUGGUAGUUUUGGCAUGCUCCAACUGGUUUCUGUCCUUAAUAUGCUUUGCUUUCUGCAAAGCAUUUCUGUAAUGGUCAAGCUUGUAAAUAACUUUUUUUUUUUUUUUUACAUUUUAAUCUUUUUCCAUUAAUUAAGAGGUAUGCAAAAAUGCAGUUUAAAGAUACCCCGGUAUUCUAAUUCCUUUCAAACUAAGUGAAAAGAGAAUUGAUAGAGUGUAAAUGUUGGAAAACUGUUAAUAAGGUAGAGAAAAGAUGUACCCAGGCUGUUGCUUGCAGAACAAGAGAAACCCACAUGUGAAAUCUGGUUUUGAAGCACAAAAAACUUGUAUUUGAUAGAAUCUUAGACUGGCUUGGGUUAGAAGGCACUUACAGGCCAUUAGUUCUACCCCUCUGCCACAUUUCACUAGACCAGCUUCCUGCAAGCUCUGUCCAACCUGGCCUUGAACACUUCCAGGGAUGAAGCAGCAACAGUUUCUCUGGGCAAUCUGUGCCAGGG
Messenger RNA from Ficedula albicollis (Collared flycatcher), 3638 nucleotides. RefSeq names its product CCCTC-binding factor (gene CTCF). Gene Ontology annotation, molecular function: DNA-binding transcription factor activity, RNA polymerase II-specific; RNA polymerase II transcription regulatory region sequence-specific DNA binding. The transcript has 13 exons. Gene Ontology annotation, biological process: regulation of transcription by RNA polymerase II. The record is from RefSeq and is a predicted model, not a curated record. Gene Ontology annotation, cellular component: nucleus. Lineage: Eukaryota; Metazoa; Chordata; Aves; Passeriformes; Muscicapidae. Bases 333 to 2585 code for a protein of 750 amino acids.